Messenger RNA from Symbiodinium sp. CCMP2456, 891 nucleotides. Lineage: Eukaryota; Dinophyceae; Suessiales; Symbiodiniaceae. The record is from the annotation of a GenBank genome assembly.
GAGGAAUGGGAAGAAUGGUUCCUUGCCGACUUGAAGCAAAGUCUUCAGCCGUCAAAGCCCGGCUCGCAAGUGCAAAUUGUCACGGAAUCCGGUCGGGAGCUCUUCGACUGGCAACCUCUGAAGGACUUCUAUCAGGAGGCAGGCUCCGACGUGGUGUUGAUGGCCAUAGUGCGCGACGAAGAGACGGCCCAGUGGAUCAGCAAGGUAGAUGAGGACCCGGCUGACUUGCAGUCGGCGCCGACAAAAAUGAAAGAUGUCCUGGCGGUUGUGAUGACGGCUGUCCACGCGGAUGGUGGAUGCCUUGCAUUUGCCUCCGAGCGCCUUCGGGAUGACACGGACGUCGUCUUGGCGGCCUCGCGUUCCGAUCCCUCGGCCUUGAAAUUCGCCUCGGAGCGGCUCCGCGACGACCCCGAGGUUGUUCUCCCUGCUGUGGGCGUGGACCACGAUGCAAGAGCCCUGCAGUGGGCUGGCAAGAGGUGGCGCGAGGACAAGGCUUUUGCCUUGCGCGCCGUGGCCAAGAAUGGCCAGGCGAUCCGGCGCCUUUCGCCACACUUGGCUGCUGACAGGGAGGUGGUCUUGGCGGCUGUCUCUCAAGACGGCAGAGCCUUGGAUUGCCUGUCAGCGGAACUGCAGGAUGAUGAAGAGGUCGUUCUGGCGGCCCUGUCGGAGACCUGCGAUGCCAUCGUAUCGGCUUCCCAGCGAUUACAGGCCGACAGGGAGUUCCUGCUCCUGGCUGUAAAGCUGGGCUCGGGCAUACUCGACCUGGUGUCCCAAGAAUUCCAGGAGAGAGAUCUGCAGAAUUGUUGUGAAAGUUUUGGGCGAGGACGGCUAAGCUGUUGGGAAGUUUAUGAUGGGUGUUCGGAAGGGGAGUUUAGAGGUUUUUCGGACUGA